ACGGGGUUCCAUCUGUUAGGGCCGCCGCCAUCGUGUCUUUAUCUGUGACCAAAGCUUGUCUGUGACGACAAAGGAAAUAUGUCGAGAUAUUCAAGACCUCCAAAUACGUCUCUAUACAUUCGAAAUGUGCCAGACGGUACAAGGCCAGAAGAGCUACGCAGCUUGUUUGGAAAGUAUGGUCCCAUUAAAGAUGUUUACGUGCCGCUAGAUUACUACACGAGGCGACCUCGAGGAUUUGCAUAUGUACAGUUUGACGACAUCCGUGAUGCAGAGGAUGCGCUCUAUGGCUUGGACAGGACUCGCUUUUAUGGGCGAGAGCUUGAGGUGGAGUUUGCCCAGGGUGAUCGCAAAAAUCCAAAUCAAAUGAGGGUGAAGGAUCCCAGGCGCUCUCCCUAUAGGGGGCGAGGGAGCUAUGAUGACAGAGAUAGAGAAAGAGACAGAGACAGAGAUGGCCGUGGCAGGAGGUACAGCAGACGAUCUCGCUCUCGAUCGCGCUCAAAAUCUCGUGGCCGUGAACAUCGGGAACGUCGUCGUACUAGGUCCAAGUCUCGGUCCGGCAGCAGGACACACAGCAAGCCCCGGCGAUCAACCACUCCACAGGAGCGCUCCUUGUCCCCAAGCAACGUGUCUCCCCCAGUCUUGGAUGAAAGUCGUUCUCCAUCGCCACAGUAGAAGCUGUGCACCGGGUCAGCGUUAUCCCUAUUCAUGUUUGCUGACCGAUUCACGUUGUCUUAAUGGCUACUUUUUGUGCAAAUUUGCCGAAGGGCUGUAAUGUUUGUUCUCACAAGGUCAUGUAGAACCCUCGCUUAGUUUACCUAUACGUGCAACUGUAUAUAGCUUGCUAUUGAGACAUGAACAGUUUAUCAUUGUGUGUAAAUCUAUUCUGUAAUCAGAAUAUCAUUGUAGCUUUCAAUUGCAUUCUGGUCUAUUAAUAUAAAGUGAGAUAUUAUGUGUACGUGGGUACGUAUAUAGUAGGAUAUAGACAAGAUUUUCACAACUUUUGUAGGCAGUCUACACAGGGGUUGUAGUGCACGAUUCAAUUUCUUAAUUUGCUAUAAUCGAAACGUUAGACGUAAGGGUAAUUACCUGAAGAUUAGUGUUCAAACUUCCCUCACCGCUUAUUAGUUCAUAAGCAUUUAUGCAUCACAAUUUAACUUGUAGUAAUUUUACUCAUUUAAGUUCGAGCAUUUCAGUACCAUCUUGUUGUUACUUGGUUGCAAGUUUUUGUGAAUUGAAGUUUCUAGUGUAUCGUUGCUCAUAUUUGACUCGAUACGUUUUAUCAACUAAGAGGCAAUUCUAGAAGACUUACUCGCGUGGCAUUCUUUCAUGUUCUUUUAUGUUUCAAAUGUGUAUCAAAUUUGUAGUCCACAGUGUAUUUUACUAUGUAUAGAAACUUGGGUUUAAUAAAACACGUCAGUACUAGUUCA
Priapulus caudatus is the source of this 1427-nucleotide messenger RNA. RefSeq names its product serine/arginine-rich splicing factor 10-like. Lineage: Eukaryota; Metazoa; Priapulida; Priapulimorpha; Priapulimorphida; Priapulidae. The record is from RefSeq and is a predicted model, not a curated record. Bases 79 to 672 code for a protein of 197 amino acids. Gene Ontology annotation, molecular function: RNA binding. The transcript is spliced from 6 exons.